AUGGUGGAUUGCGAAAAGAGAGUUUCGAUCGACAGACGGGCCGACGAAGCACUUCCUUUGUACGAGCCGAUGAGCGCGAUUGGUAGACUUCAUGCCAUGACUUCGACAACGCCUCCAAGUCAUCGAGACGCGCAAGACAGAUACGACCUUCCAAUUCCAGUGCAUGUAUCCACCGCUGGGAGCAUGGCAUCAUCCUGCUGGAGCUACGCGCUCUGGGGACAAGAUUUGCUCCAAUCGCGCAAGCCAGACUUGGCCCGAGAUUACCGCAUCAGCUGUAACAAGGAGCAAGUGGAAGAACCCGACACGCGAUGGCAUGAAUGA
Messenger RNA from Ramularia collo-cygni, 321 nucleotides. RefSeq lists its product as uncharacterized. NCBI's taxonomy places the organism in Eukaryota, Fungi, Ascomycota, Dothideomycetes, Mycosphaerellales, Mycosphaerellaceae. Bases 1 to 321 code for a protein of 106 amino acids. The transcript is spliced from 2 exons. The record is from RefSeq and is a predicted model, not a curated record.